Dipodomys ordii (Ord's kangaroo rat) is the source of this 1806-nucleotide messenger RNA. RefSeq names its product signal-regulatory protein beta-1 isoform 3-like. The record is from RefSeq and is a predicted model, not a curated record. The transcript is spliced from 6 exons. Gene Ontology annotation, biological process: positive regulation of T cell activation; positive regulation of phagocytosis. Lineage: Eukaryota; Metazoa; Chordata; Mammalia; Rodentia; Heteromyidae. Gene Ontology annotation, cellular component: plasma membrane. Bases 27 to 1289 code for a protein of 420 amino acids.
GGACACUGCAGACUGCUGAGGUCUCCAUGAUGCUCAUUCCUGACUCCUGGCCCCAGUCUCCUCCUCCUGGCCUACUACUGAUCCUCCUACUGGGACUCACAGGAACCGCUGAAGAUGAGCUGCAGGUGAUGCAGCCUGACAGGGCGGUGUCUGUCACCGCUGGAGAGACGGCCUUGCUGCGCUGCACUAUGACCUCCCUGCUCCCUGUGGGGCCCGCCCAGUGGUUCAGGGGGAAAGGACCAAGCCAGGAGCCGAUCUUCCAUUUCAAAGAACCCCACAACCCACGCGUCACACCAGUUUCAGAUCCCACCCAGAGAGACAACAUGGACUUUUCCAUCCGCAUCAGGAACGUCACCCCAGCAGACGCGGGCACCUACUACUGCGUGAAGUUCCGGAAGACAGCCACUGAGGGGGACAAGGAGUUUAAGUCUGGACCAGGCACUGAGCUGUCUGUGAGUGCCAGACCUUCUCUUCCCGUGGUUUCCGGCCCUGCAGCCAGGGCCACACCUGGACAGACAGUGAGCUUCACCUGCAAGUCCCACGGCUUCUCCCCUCGGAACAUCACCCUGAAGUGGUUCAAAAAUGGGAAGCAGCUCCCUGACUCCCAGACCAGCCUGGACCCCAAGGGAGAGAGUGUCUCCUACAACAUCUCCAGCACAGCCAAGGUGGUGCUGACCCCUGGGGACGUCCGCUCUCAGGUCAUCUGUGAGGUGGCCCAUGCCACUUUGUCCGGGAGCCCUCUCCGUGGGACUGCCAACUUGUCUGACGCCAUUCGAGUGCCGCCCACCUUGGAGGUCAGCCAGCAGCCCAUGAUGGCAGGGAACCAGGUGAAUAUCACAUGCCUGGCGUCCAAGUUCUACCCUUCAAGCCUCCAGGUGACCUGGAUGGAGAAUGGAAACCUAUCGCGGAGAGACACCAGCUGGGCCCUCACCGAGAACAAGGAUGGGACUUACAACCAGACGAGCUGGCUGCUGGUGAACGUCUCUGCUCACAGGGAGAACGUGGUGCUCACCUGCCAGGUGGAGCAUGAGGACCAGCCCGCCAUCACUGCCAACCUCAUCCUGGAGGAGCAAAAGGAGCAGGGCGCAGAAACAACUCCUGAUACUAUGUGUUUUAAUCUUGCUGUGCUCCUCAUAGUUCUGCUCCUCAGCUCCAAGGUGUUGCUGGCAGUUGGAGUCUCUGCCAUCUACAUCCAUAGGAAACAGAUGCGCUCUUCUUCCUCCAACCCUGCCACAUGGGACUCUCAGUCACCACAACCUUCACACUUGGAGACAUACAGCCUGGGGUAAAAAAGCAGACAGGAGCUUUUCAAGGACUCUGCUCCAGAGGCCUCUUCUCCCAGGACAAUGCCAGUCCCCAGACUUCUGUUUCUCCUCUGCACAGGGAUUUAUCCCUACCCCCAGCAGUUGGGCUGCUUUUCUGCUCCUGAACUGAAGCUAUGAAAUCAGCUCUGAGGACUGACUCAGAACACCACCUGAGGAUGUGAGAAAUGGGCCCAGCCUGAACACAUCAGAAUGGUCGUACCCAUCACUUCUGGUGACCAUCACCACCCCCUCAGUCUGUCACGGAAGCAGUAACAUUCCUUGGGGAAAUUGCUCAUGUAAAAAAAGUGCCUUUGGACCUGUGGUGGAGAAAUUGAGGAGGUAAAUUUAAUAAUGCUGGGUAGCGGGUAAUUUUUUCUGAGUUUAACCAACUCCAAAGGGGGACAAGAACACAUCCUUAAAAGGAAUGAGAUGGGAGAUCAAUGCUAUAUAAGAGCAGAUGUCAAAUUCACAUUUGAAUGCUUGAUAUAUGCAAAUAAAGAUG